Molecule: messenger RNA, 3302 nt
Organism: Toxorhynchites rutilus septentrionalis
Lineage: Eukaryota; Metazoa; Arthropoda; Insecta; Diptera; Culicidae
Gene: Oseg5
Product: intraflagellar transport protein 80 homolog
Exons: 4
Coding region: 885-3242 (785 amino acids)
Biological process (GO): cilium assembly
Cellular component (GO): centrosome; intraciliary transport particle B; cilium
Molecular function (GO): protein binding
Source: RefSeq, a predicted model, not a curated record
UAGUUGGAAAUAGCUAGAUGUGGAAUCAUAUAGAAUCAUACCAGAACAUCCGAUCGUAAUAAGUAGUCACAGACCAGUUUAAACGCGGCAAUCGUAGCAGUGAAGAGUCAGUGCGACAUGCAGCGUUAGAGUAUUGUGUCCCGCGAGAAACACUUAAAUGUUAUUUACGUUGUGCAGAUCUUUGCAGCUCCAGCUGUUCGGAUCAUUUAGUAAUGUUUUUUACGACGGAGCAAGAGAACGAGCUUGUAGAUUAUAUUCUCUCUAUGGAACAACUGUUCUACGGUGUUACGACGAAAGAAAUCCGGAAGCUGGCGUAGGAUUUGACUGAAAGGAAUGGUAUUUAUCACCCUUUCAAUAGCCAAAAGCAAUUAACCGGAAUAGAUUAGUUGACUUCACCAGAAGUAACUUCCGACGCCAGGGCACACGCAUUCAAUCGCGUUGCAGUCGGGAAACUCUACGAUUUGGUGGAGUACGUACAGCAGAAAUGCAACAUCCCACCAGUAAGGCAAUUAAACGUCGAUGAGACAUCAGUGAUUCCAGUAACUAUCUUUUAUCGAUAGGAGAAGGAAGUAAACUAAAAAUUAUUAUCUUCAUUACCUGUUGAAUGAAGAUAAGAAUUUUUAGCAGACCAAAAUUCCAAAAUCCUAGCAAAGCAGGGAAAAAGGCAGAUGAGCGCUGAGUGCUGAGCACGGAAUAACGAUUAUAGAAUCUUCCACAGGACACCCUAUGUUGCUACCGUGGGACACAAUUCAGCUCAUCUACGGACGGCGAUGGAUGCAAUCAAUGCUAUCAAUGCCACUGACUGCACAGAUAUUCCCGAGGACUAAGGACUGUUCUCUGGACCUUUUUGCUCCUUAAAUGAUGGAAAACCGCUCAUUUUCCUCAUGCGCGCUUGCGCUUUCAACAGAGCGCGCGCGUGUCCCGGACAACCUCACAGGCAAACAUUACCUUGUUUGUUCAAGUUACAAAGUUCUAUCAACAAAUGUGCAAAAAUGAAGUUUAAAAUUUACACCACGAAGGAAACCAAAUUCAAGGAAGCUAUUUCGGCACUAGGCUGGUGCAAUAACGAGGAGAUUUACAGCUGCAGUGAUGACCACCAGCUGUACAAGUGGACUUCCACGAACCGAGAGUUUAUGCAAGUAGCAAAACUGCCAGAGGAUUUUAGCCCAACUGAUUUGCACUGGCUACUGCCGAAGGGAGCUGUCGUGAGCGGAUCUGGUGGGGCCGGUAGUAAGAGCAGUGACACUUUACUGAUUACCAGCUCCGAUGGACGAUUUAUCAUCUUGAGCAAGAGUGCUCGAGUAGAGCGAAACGUUGCAGCUCAUAAUGCUUCAAUAGUUUCCGGACGUUGGAGUCCCGAUGGAGCUGGAUUACUGACGGCCGGCGAAGAUGGCGUGAUCAAGAUUUGGUCACGAUCGGGGAUGCUCCGUUCGACGGUGGUACAACAUGAGGGCCAAAUCCGAAGUGCUAGAUGGGCUCCGAACGCCUCGGCCAUCGCUUAUUGUCAGGGAUCAUUCGUUGCGAUUAAACCUUUGGCUGCGAAUAGCAAAUUGACAAAGUGGAGGGCUCAUGAUGGAUUAGUACUAUGCAUUACGUGGUCUAGUAAUACUGACUUGAUAGCAUCGGGUGGAGAGGAUUGCCGGUACAAAAUUUGGGACACACAGGGGGCUAAUAUUUAUACCAGCGUUAGUGAUGACUACGCUAUUACCUCGCUCGAUUUCAGCCCAGAUGGGGAGCUACUUGCUGCGGGAGGAUUUAAUAUGCUUAAACUGUGCCACUAUUCAGGGUGGGGACACAGUAUCAAUCGUUUCAACCAAGCGGUUGUUGGUUCACUAUUCAACAUUGCGUGGUCCUCGGAUGGAACACAAGUUUCCGCAUGUACAAGUACGGGAAUCAUACUGUUUGGGCACAUCAUAGAGCGGGAACUACGCAACCGUAAUCUUAAAGCGGUUACCACUGGGCGGAAAACGAUUACAUUACAUGACAUUGUGGCAAGAACCAUGGAUACAUUGGAUUUUUCCGAACGCAUCAUUAAAUGGGAGCUAGGAUAUGGCCAUCUAGUGGUGGCGGUGCCCCAUCAAGUGCACAUUUUCAACGAGAACUAUAUCAACACGCCAAUCAUUAUAGAUGGAAGGGCAGAGAUCAAAAUAAUAAUCUUGGGUAAAAAAAAUUUCGUCUUGGUAGACAACACCUCCAUAUGGAUCUACACCUACACCGGUCGUCUACACCUCAAUCCUCGAUUUCCUGCAUCUCAAUCGCAAAUUCCCCAUCUCAAUAAUCGCUGUAUAUCACUCGGUUUAGAUACGCUAGCCAUCCGAGACUAUUCAGACCAAUCUGUGAUCCACGUAUUCGAUCUGCUGCCGGGAGCUACCAGACAAGAAGAACCAUACACUAUUCAGAACAAAUCAUCCUUGGUGGAAGUAGCGGUAUGCCGUUUCGGGAACCCGGACGAUCAGUAUCUCGUUUUCAUCGACGAGAAUCGGGAUCUGUUCAUCACUUGUGUAAGAAGUGGACCUGAAUAUAUAAUACAAAAGAUCGGAACGCAGGUUUGCACUGUGAUGUGGUCAAGCGACACGAACAUCCUCGUGGGCCUCCAUGACUCGUGUUACAGUGUUUGGUACUGUCCAGGAGAAGCCUGCACCGAUCCAACUCUGAUUGCCCUCACAACAUUCUCCUUCGAUACCAGCGAGUUUGGAAAGAACAUAUCGUUGGAAAACUUUGAAGGUGCAAACGUCACAUUGCGAAGCUCCGGUGCAAUAUUUACGGUUUCGGUAAAAUCGUACUGCGUAAUACUGCACAAGCUCUUUGCGGACAAUGCAUGGGAGCGAGCGUUGAAACUCUGUCGCCUGGUUCAGAACCAGAUUCUGUGGGCAAUCCUUGCAGCGAUGGCGUCUAAAAGAAAUCAGCUGGAAAUAAGUGAGGAAGCUUAUUCUGCAGCGUUGCAAAUCGAUAAGGUCAACUAUCUUUCCUUCAUGAAGGACUUAGCCCAGGCUAGUCCGGAACAAAUGGCAGAAAAUUCGAUCAUGAACGGCAGAAUCAAAGAAGCGGAGAUCAUUUUGCUUCACAAUAAUAAAAUUCAUGAGGUUAUAAUGUUCUGCCUGAGGAUGCAUCGGUGGGCGCGUGCCUUGGAGAUUGCCCAGAAGCAUGAAACGGAUUUGGAAAUUGUGAUGAGGGAAAGGAAGAAAUAUUUGCAUGCCCUGGGGCGAGAGGAAUAUGAUCCAAGUUAUCUAAGUUUACAAUAAUACUUAAGUGAUUAAGUGAUAUUGUUUAAAAUAAAACUUCAUGUGUCAUUAAGAAAUUGA